Messenger RNA from Apaloderma vittatum (bar-tailed trogon), 2475 nucleotides. Its product is annotated as AP-1 complex subunit beta-1. The transcript has 17 exons. The annotation marks the transcript as partial. Gene Ontology annotation, molecular function: clathrin binding. Gene Ontology annotation, cellular component: membrane coat. Lineage: Eukaryota; Metazoa; Chordata; Aves; Trogoniformes; Trogonidae. The record is from RefSeq and is a predicted model, not a curated record. Gene Ontology annotation, biological process: vesicle-mediated transport; intracellular protein transport.
GUGUUCUAAGGAACUGGAACCAUGACGGACUCCAAAUACUUCACGACCAAUAAAAAAGGAGAGAUUUUUGAACUGAAGGCUGAACUCAAUAAUGAGAAGAAAGAGAAGAGGAAAGAAGCCGUAAAGAAGGUUAUUGCAGCCAUGACUGUGGGCAAGGAUGUCAGCUCACUCUUGCCUGAUGUCGUGAACUGCAUGCAGACCGACAACCUGGAGUUGAAGAAGCUGGUCUACCUGUACCUGAUGAACUACGCCAAAAGUCAGCCAGAUAUGGCCAUCAUGGCUGUCAACAGCUUUGUGAAGGACUGUGAAGACCCAAACCCUCUGAUCCGUGCUCUGGCCGUCCGUACAAUGGGAUGCAUCAGGGUGGACAAGAUCACGGAGUAUUUGUGUGAGCCUCUUCGCAAGUGUCUGAAGGAUGAAGACCCUUACGUGCGAAAGACUGCCGCUGUCUGUGUGGCGAAGCUGCACGACAUCAAUGCCCAGAUGGUGGAGGACCAAGGAUUUCUGGAUUCUCUGCGUGACCUGAUUGCAGACUCCAAUCCCAUGGUGGUAGCAAACGCUGUGGCUGCCUUGUCGGAAAUCAGCGAGUCGCACCCCAACAGCAACCUGCUGGAUUUGAACCCUCAGAACAUCAACAAGCUGCUGACGGCUUUGAAUGAGUGCACAGAGUGGGGCCAGAUCUUCAUCCUGGACUGCCUGUCCAACUACAACCCCAAGGACGAUCGCGAAGCGCAGAGCAUUUGUGAACGGGUGACCCCUCGGCUGUCUCACGCCAACUCGGCAGUGGUGCUGUCUGCAGUGAAGGUCUUGAUGAAGUUCCUGGAACUCCUUCCCAAGGACUCUGACUAUUACAACAUGCUGCUGAAGAAACUUGCCCCUCCGCUGGUGACCCUGCUGUCUGGAGAGCCCGAAGUUCAGUACGUUGCCCUGAGGAACAUCAACUUGAUUGUGCAGAAAAGGCCUGAAAUCCUGAAGCAGGAAAUCAAGGUGUUCUUCGUCAAGUACAACGACCCCAUCUAUGUCAAACUGGAGAAACUGGACAUCAUGAUCCGCCUCGCUUCGCAAGCAAACAUCGCCCAGGUCCUGGCAGAGCUGAAGGAGUAUGCGACCGAGGUGGACGUUGACUUUGUGCGCAAGGCUGUCCGGGCGAUCGGGCGCUGUGCCAUCAAGGUGGAGCAAUCUGCAGAGCGCUGCGUGAGCACGCUGCUGGACCUCAUCCAGACCAAGGUCAACUACGUGGUCCAGGAGGCCAUCGUUGUCAUCAGAGACAUCUUCCGCAAGUACCCCAACAAGUAUGAAAGCAUCAUUGCCACUCUGUGCGAGAACCUGGAUUCCCUGGAUGAGCCAGAUGCCAGAGCUGCCAUGAUCUGGAUAGUGGGCGAAUAUGCGGAAAGAAUUGACAAUGCAGAUGAGCUGUUGGAGAGUUUUUUGGAGGGCUUCCAUGAUGAAAGCACUCAGGUGCAGCUCACCCUGCUCACGGCUAUAGUGAAGCUGUUCUUAAAGAAGCCUUCGGACACACAGGAACUGGUUCAGCAGGUGCUAAGCCUUUUGUCUCAGGAUUCUGACAACCCAGACCUGCGGGAUCGUGGCUACAUCUACUGGCGCCUUCUUUCCACGGAUCCAGUGACUGCCAAAGAAGUGGUGCUCUCGGAAAAGCCACUUAUUUCUGAAGAGACCGACCUGAUUGAACCGACUCUGCUGGACGAGCUGAUCUGCCAUAUCGGGUCUCUGGCUUCUGUGUACCACAAACCGCCCAACGCUUUUGUGGAGGGGAGCCACGGGAUCCACCGCAAACACUUGCCAAUUCACCACGGAAGCACUGAUGCCGGCGAUAGCCCCGUGGGCACCACGGCCACUACGAACCUGGAGCAGCCACAGGUCAUUCCAUCGCAGGGCGACCUGCUGGGUGACCUCCUCAACCUGGACCUGGGCCCACCGGUGAAUGUUCCCCAAGUGUCCUCCAUGCAGAUGGGUGCUGUGGACCUCCUGGGAGGAGGGCUGGACAGCUUGCUUGGCAGUGACCUUGGCGGGGGCAUUGGAGGAAGCCCGGCAGUGGGGCAGACCUACAUCCCCUCCUCCGUGCCAGCCACCUUUGCCCCUUCGCCCACCCCAGCGGUGGUGAGCAGCGGACUCAACGAUCUCUUCGAGCUCUCGUCUGGUAUGGGCAUGGCUCCUGGAGGAUAUGUGGCUCCGAAGUCUGUUUGGUUGCCUGCGGUGAAGGCUAAAGGAUUGGAGAUCUCGGGCACGUUCAGUCACAGGCAGGGCCACAUCUACAUGGAGAUGAACUUUACCAACAAGGCUUUGCAGCACAUGACCGACUUUGCCAUUCAGUUCAAUAAGAACAGCUUUGGGGUCAUCCCGAGCACCCCACUGGCCAUUCACACACCUCUGAUGCCAAACCAAAGUAUUGAUGUGUCCCUGCCCCUCAACACUCUGGGACCAGUCAUGAAAAUGGAGCCUCUGAACAACCUCCAG